Messenger RNA from Cololabis saira (Pacific saury), 3195 nucleotides. RefSeq names its product YY1 associated factor 2 (gene yaf2). Gene Ontology annotation, biological process: positive regulation of DNA-templated transcription. The record is from RefSeq and is a predicted model, not a curated record. The transcript has 4 exons. Bases 138 to 698 code for a protein of 186 amino acids. Gene Ontology annotation, cellular component: nucleus. Lineage: Eukaryota; Metazoa; Chordata; Actinopteri; Beloniformes; Belonidae. Gene Ontology annotation, molecular function: transcription coregulator activity; DNA binding.
UAUUUCCCAAGCGGAGUUUCCACGACAGCUGGAAGCCGAGCGGCACAGGCGCAUCGCUUCUUUAGCUAAAAUAACGAGAAUAAAAAAACCCGAGUGUUCUGCUCGUCUCAGCUCCUCCAGAUUCUCCCUGGUCUGGCAUGGGCGACAAGAGGAGCCCCACAAGGCCGAAGCGUCAACCGAAGCCCUCCUCCGACGAGGGGUUCUGGGACUGCAGCGUGUGCACGUACAAGAACACGGCGGAGGCUUUUAAGUGCAUGAUGUGUGAUGUCAGGAAGGGGACAUCAACAAGGAAGCCUCGUCCCGUCUCUCAGCUCGUCUCUCAGCAGCAGGUAACGCAGCAGUUUGUGCUGCCGUCGCAGCCCAAGAAGGAAAAGAAGGAGAGAGUCGAGAGGGAGAAGAGCGAUAAAGAGCCGGCGAUCAAGAAGAACAGUCACAAGAAGAUGAGGCCAAGGUUAAAAAACAUCGACAGGAGCAGCGCCCAGCACCUGGAGGUGACGGUUGGGGACCUGACGGUCAUCAUAACAGACUUUAAAGAGAAGGCCAAGCCCUCGGCGACCUCUGCCACUUCCUCCAGCUCCGCCUCGUCGGCAGACCACCACAACCAGAACGGCUCCAGCUCAGAAAACACAGAGAGGGGCCUUUCCCGCUCUUCUUCCCCCCGGGGGGAAGGGAGCUCGGUCAACGGGGAGUCCCACUGAGACAACUCCUCAAAGACCUCACCCCGGCCUUCCACUCACCACAUCCACAAGUCCACAGAUCCUUAGAGGACCAUCCUACCCUUUGGUUGACAGCUGCACAGUCAUCACAACCACAGCUUUGAUCAUUUUUUCCUUUAUUCUUCCCCUACCAAAGACCAGCUUUUGGUCCACAGCGGUGGAAUCCAACCUUUGGAAAUCAUUGUGAAACUCCUUUUGCUGGAGCGUUUGGUCAUCUCCAUUUUAAAUCCAAUAUCUGGUGUAAUCACAAAGGGAUGCCACACACGGUCCAAAGGCAGCUGCUAGCAUAUUUACUUUCACUUUGAUCCUAAUGUGGAACUUCUCCGAAACUCACCAGAGAAAUGUGUCAAUAUUUUAAGAAAAGAAAAACUUCAGGGUGCGGGAUCCUCUUCCUUCAAGAAUUACCUUUCUUUUCCCUCGACGAUAAUUUCCUUAGAAAAAAAGAAAAGGGCAUCCCCAUCUUUGGAUCAUCAUCGUCGUCAGUGGCCGGCGGACCUAGUCUUCCCCCUCGUGGAAUGUUCUCCCUCUUGUCUGGAGUCUUUUCCCGUUGAAUGACUGAACCAGUUUCCUCACUGUCCCUACACUGAGCCUUCAGCCCGGCGGUGACACUUUACUCCUGAUCGGGACACUCACAGAUUCCCCUCUUAGACUGCCUCCAGUGUUGAGUGACUUUCUCCUGACACAGCACAGUGACUGUCUCAACGCCAUGUGGUGAAUUUACACAAUAUUUGGAGCAGCUUUGGGGAAAAGUACGAUUGGGACGUGUUAUUUACACAGCAGGAUGGCACAGUGAUGCAUCCUGGGUGUCAUUGUUAGACUUUGUGUACCAUCAGGUAAUGUGGAGUUAGUGUCGAUGACUUUUCUAUGUGUUUUAUUCUUUCUGAGCUCUAUCUGGAACCAGAACUAGUCUGAACUCAUUUUGAUGAGGAAUGUAAUUAAUUCUUUUGGUUUCCUGGCAUAGCUGCACCCCCGGAGAAUAGAAGGCUGGUGCUGUGAGAUACUUACUGAUUUUAGACUCACUUAAAGACGGCUGAAAAUUGAACUCAUGAUCCUUAAAAGGCAAGAAAGGCUUCUCUAAAGGCACAUUUUCACCCUGUACUGCAAGUCACAGGGCUCUAAAGUCAAAAUCAAUCACGCUGCAGUAUCAAAUCUCAUAAUUAGCAGACAAAUUACUCCACUAAACUAUCAAAAAUGACCGACCCAGAUGCCGCAUGCCUUCCUCAGGAACAGUUCUGGAGCUACAGCGGCAGGCGUGGGCGUCUGGCUUGACCGAGGAAGACGACGCAGCAGGACCCACCACAGGAAACCUCGGGUCCUAACUGAUAUUACCUUGACCUGCACUGCUUCUCCUCAACACUGGUGCAGACCACUCUUAUGUCAUUGGCCUCUCCUAUGCUCAGACGCACUGUCAAACAUAUUCAGGAAUGCUUUCAAACCGGUGUGUAAGAGUUUAAGGUGCUGACUUACCCUCAACGUACUCCAGAUCUCAAGGAAAUGUCCUGCUAAAGCGAGUCAAACCACCCUAUGUUAACACAUUACAGUUCCUUGUAACUUCAUGAACCAUGAUAAUGCUACACUAUACUUGCUGUUUGUCAGAUGAUAGAUUUUCGACUCCAGAUAAUUAUUCUUAAAAGUUUGGCUCAUUUUUCUUUUCUUUUCUUUUGAUGUGCUUUUAUUUCAUUUUAUUUUUUUUAAACUAGAGCUUCUUUUAAUGAAAACUGUCAGAUAUGUGUGGAAGGUGAUGAAGUGACCGUAGCUGUACAGGACACCAGUGUACUCCUUUUAAUAUUUUCCGCGCUGCACAAGCAGAGCUGCACUUGACUGAAGACUGAGUGGAAAAGCACAGGAAGCAGAUUCUGCCGGGCACCUUCCCUUCGGACGCCACACGGGAAAACCGUGACCGUUUGAGCUGUAAGAGUGAUGUCUUGCAUUGUGAUGGACAGAGACUGGCAUAGCAUACAAAUGGCAGCGCUUUAGAGGAUAUUAUCCCAGCAGAACAACUAUAGGUCAGCCUAACUAAACAAUAACUUAUAAAACCUGUAGAAUAAUGACAGAGGAAAUUGAUAUUUCUAAAAUAUUGUACUACAAUGUUUUGAUGUGGUUGUAUUAUUCAUCAUAUCAGUGUUGUUGAGAUUUUUACUUAACAUUUUAGGACACAUCCAGAGAACCUUCAUGGCAUGAUGAUAUUAAAGUCUUGAUAUAUUGUGGGGCAGACUUUGUCUCUUAGUUUGUUAGUAUUGUUUCAUGUGUUUGUCUUAGGUUCACUAACCUAGCUGGGACUAGGUUUGUGAGCUUGAGAGGAAUUGUUUAGACAAACAUCUGUGGCAAAAAAAGGAAAGUCACCUAAAAUGUGUUUGUGUUACUUAUCAAUAGUUUUGUUUAUUUCCUUUUUCCAUACCUAUUUGUUUAAAAAUGUGUGAACUUGUUUAUUACAUGUCUGAAUAAGAAAAUGACAAAAUUCUAAACAGGUGAAACGUGU